This is a messenger RNA of Jaculus jaculus (lesser Egyptian jerboa), 3291 nucleotides long. It is a transcript of the gene Itga2b, whose product is annotated as integrin subunit alpha 2b. The record is from RefSeq and is a predicted model, not a curated record. Gene Ontology annotation, cellular component: external side of plasma membrane; integrin complex. Gene Ontology annotation, biological process: angiogenesis; integrin-mediated signaling pathway; cell-cell adhesion. The transcript has 30 exons. Gene Ontology annotation, molecular function: integrin binding. Bases 1 to 3108 code for a protein of 1035 amino acids. NCBI's taxonomy places the organism in Eukaryota, Metazoa, Chordata, Mammalia, Rodentia, Dipodidae.
AUGGCUAGAGCAUUGUGCACGCUGCAUGCUCUCUGGCUUCUGGAGUGGGCACCACUGUUCUUGGGACCUGGUGCCGCCCCUGCAGCUUGGGCCUUAAACCUGGACACGGUGCGGCACACCUUCUACACGGGUCCCAAUGGCAGUCACUUUGGAUUUUCAGUGGACUUUCACAAGGACAGCCAUGGCAGUGUUUCCAUCGUGGUGGGCGCCCCUCGGGCCCUGAGUCCGAACCAAGAGGAGACUGGUGGGGUGUAUCUGUGCCCUUGGAAGGCCUCUGGUGGCCAGUGCACCUCGCUGCUCUUCGACCUCAGCGAUGAGACCCGAGACACAGGCUCCCAAAUUUUCCAGACCUUCAAGGCCGGACAAGGACUUGGAGCAUCGGUCACCAGCUGGAAUGACGUCGUUGUGGCCUGCGCCCCCUGGCAGCACUGGAACGUUCUAGAAAAGACCGCGGAGGCCGAGAAGACGCCCGUAGGAGGCUGUUUCCUGGCUCAGCUCCAAAGCGGCGGCCGCGCCGAGUACUCGCCCUGCCGCAGCAACACCAUGAGCGCGGUCUACGUAGAACGCUACUUUAGCAAAGACAGGAGAUACUGUGAAGCGGGCUUCAGCUCGGUGGUCACCCAGGCUGGGGAACUGGUGCUUGGGGCCCCCGGCGGCUACUUUUUCUUAGGUCUCCUGGUCCGGGCUCCAAUCGCCAACAUCAUCUCUAAUUACCGCCCGAGUACCCUUUUAUGGCAUGUUUCCGACCAGCGCUUCACCUACGACUCCAGCAACCAAGAAUUCUUCGAUGGCUACCGCGGAUACUCGGUGGCCGUGGGCGAGUUCGAUGGGGAUCUGAGCACUACAGAAUAUGUCUUCGGUGCCCCCACUUGGAGAUGGACAUUGGGAGCGGUGGAAAUAUUGGACGCCUACUACCAAACGCUGCACCGGCUACACGGAGAGCAGAUGGCUUCAUAUUUCGGGCACUCAGUGGCGGUCACUGACGUCAACGGGGACGGGAGGCACGACCUACUGGUGGGCGCUCCAUUAUACAUGGAGAGCCGGGCAGACCGCAAGCUGGCCGAGGUGGGGCGUGUGUACUUGUUCCUGCAGCCUCGAGGUCCCCAUGCACUGGGCGCCCCUAGUCUCCUGCUGACUGGCACACAGAUGUAUGGGCGAUUUGGCUCCACCAUCGCACCCCUGGGCGAUCUCAACCGGGAUGGUUAUAAUGAUGUUGCCGUGGCUGCCCCGUAUGGGGGUCCUAGUGGUCGGGGCCAAGUGCUGGUGUUCCUGGGGCAAAGUGAGGGGCUGAACCCGCGCCCCUCUCAGGUCCUGGACAGCCCCUUCUCCACCGGCUCUGCUUUUGGCUUCUCCCUAAGAGGUGCCGUCGACAUUGAUGACAACGGAUACCCAGACCUGCUGGUGGGAGCCUAUGGGGCUAGCAAGGUGGCUGUGUACAGAGCUCAGCCCGUGGUGAUGGCCACUGUCCAGCUGCAGGUGCAAGACUUCCUGAAUCCAGCUGUGAAGGAGUGUGUCCUGCAGCAGACGCAGACGCGAGUGAGCUGCUUUCACAUCCAGAUGUGUGUGGGAGCCACAGGGCACAACAUUCCUCAGAAGCUGCAUCUAAAUGCUGAGCUGCAGCUGGACCGGCAGAAGUCCCGCCAGGGCCGGCGGGUUCUCCUGCUGGCCUCUCAACAGGCCAGCCUCACCAUGAACCUAGACCUAAGCGGAAGACACAGUCCCAUUUGUCACAACACCUCCGCCUUCCUUCGAGACGAGGCUGACUUCCGGGAUAAACUGAGCCCCAUUGUGCUCAGCCUCAAUGUGUCACUGCCCCCCGAAGAGACAGGAGCAGCCCCUGCAGUUGUGCUUCAUGGAGAGACCCAUGUUCAAGAGCAGACCCGGAUCAUCCUGGACUGUGGAGAAGACGACGCAUGUGUGCCACAGCUUCAUGUCACUGCCGCCGUGAAGGGCUCCCCACUUCUCAUUGGGGCUGACAAUGUGCUGGAGCUGCAGAUGAACGCCGUUAAUGAGGGCGAGGGGGCCUAUGAGGCAGAGCUGGCCGUGCAGCUGCCCCCAGGUGCCCACUACAUGCGGGCUCUCAGCAACAUCGAGGGCUUUGAGAGGCUCAUCUGCAAUCAGAAGAAGGAAAAUGAGACCAGAGUGGCGCUGUGUGAGCUGGGCAACCCCAUGAAGAAGAAUGCCCGGAUAGGAAUCACAAUGUUGGUGAGUGUGGAGAAGCUGGAAGAGGCCAGGGAGAAUGUGUCCUUUCAGCUGCAGGUCAGGAGCAAGAACAGCCAAAACGCAAACAGCGAGGUCGUACUGCUGCACGUGCCUGUCCGAGCAGAGGCCAGAGUGGAGCUCCGAGGGAACUCCUUUCCAGCCUCCCUGGUGGUGUCAGCAGAAGAAGGUGACAGGGAGCAGAUGGGCUUGGACAGCUGGGUCCCCAGAGUGGAGCACACUUAUGAGCUCCACAACGAUGGCCCUAGCACUGUGAGUGGCCUCCACCUCAGCAUCCACCUCCCCGGCCAGUCACAGCCCUCUGACAUGCUCUAUAUCCUGGAUGUGCAGCCCCAAGGGGGGCUCCAGUGCUCCCCACAGCCAUCCCCCAACCCUCUCAAGCUGGACUGGAGGCUGCCCACUCCCAGCCCUUCCCCCUCUCGCAUCGCCCAUCACAAGCGCGAGCGCAGACAGGCAUUCCUGCCAGGGUCUGAGCGGCAGGAUCCAGUUCUGGUGAGCUGCGACUCCUCGGCGCCCUGUACGGUGGUGGAGUGCGAACUGCGGGAGAUGGUGCGCGGACAACGGGCCAUGGUCACCGUGCUGGCCCUGCUGCAGCUGUCCAGCUUCCUCCAGAGGCCCGAGGAGCAGUCGGUGCUGCAGUCGCACGCUUGGUUCAACGUCUCCUCCUUUCCCUACGCGGUGCCCGCGCUCAGUCUGCCCCGCGGGCACGCUCAGGUGCAGACCCAGCUGCUGCGGGCCUUGGAGGAGAGGACCAUCCCGUUCUGGCUGGUGCUGGUGGGUGUGCUCGGGGGCCUGCUGCUGCUGACCUUCGUGGUGCUGGCCAUGUGGAAGGUUGGCUUCUUCAAGCGGAAUCGGCCGCCUCUGGAGGAAGAUGAUGAUGAGGAGUGAGGACAUCAGUGCCUGGUCCUGGUGCAAAGCCUGGAGUGGAUCCUGCUUCACAAGCCCUUCACCUCCAGCCAGUUGCUCCUAUUCAGACCUCCCCAGGGUGGAACCAUUCCACUGGGGGCCUUCCCUCCCAACAGAGUGGACACACUCCCCUUUCCUGUUGCCUAAUAAAGAGGCUGACCUCAA